UCCACCAUGGCAGCGUUCUCUAUGCCGCCAGCACCGGCAGAGGUGGAUCUGAGGGAGACGAAGGUGACUUCGAACAUGGUGGUGGUUAGCGUUUUGUUCUCUCUUUCUGCGGUAUUCGUGGGAUUGCGUAUAUUCACCAGGUUGAACUAUCAAAGAAAAAAGCUGGAUAUGGACGAUCAUUUGAUGAAUGCUGGAUUGGUUCUAAAUGCUGCAAACCUCGCGUGCUGUAUCAUUGCUGCUCGCUUUGGCCUGGGAAAGCACAUGUGGGCUCUCGAUUCUCAAGAGAUGCGCCAUAUAAGUCUUAUCCACUUCGCUUUUCUGUUCGUAUACGCGUGGAGUGUGUCCGUAAUCAAACUCUCCAUCAUCACCUUCUACCGCCGCAUCUUCGGCAUGUCAUGGCUAUGCUGGUUAUGCACAUUUCUCACAAUCGGCUACCUCCUUGCGCAUCACGUCGUCCUACCUCUCUUUGCAUCACCUGUAUCAUAUUACUGGGACAAAUAUCUGGGAAACGCAGGACGCAUGUGCGUUGACGAACCAAAGUUCAUUCUAGCCAUGGCCAUCAUAAACUUAAUCGGCGACAUCCUCAUCCUAUGCAUCCCCAUCCGCAAAGUCCUCCGCCUCCAACUCCCGCCUACGCAAAAAGCCGCCGUGAUAGUCACAUUCCUGCUUGGCAGUUUCGUCUGUUUCGCCUCGCUCUACCGCAUCAUCACCAUCGUACGAUUCGCAGACAGCAUAGACAUGAGUUGGACUAAAAGCGAUGUAUUCAUAUGGUCGCUCGUCGAACCGUCUAUUGGGAUCAUAUCUGCGUGUCUACCGACGCUGCGGCCGCUUUUAACGAAAGGCUUGGAAAAGGCUGGAGUUGGAAGUCGGGUUGGAGGAGCGAGGAGUGGGAGUGGGAAGAGUAGGCAGGAAGGCGAUAGGAUCAAUCUUGUGGAAACGAUCUCUCAGAGGCGGGUGAGGAAGGUGCAGAAGAAGGAUGUUUUGGACGAGACGGUUGGUGGAGAUGAAGAAUGGCAUUGGACGGCGGAUGAGGACGAUGUGGGGAAGCAUGGAAAAAGUGGGAAUGGAGAUGCAGUGCCGGUGUUGGUCGUACAUAGAUGA
Periconia digitata is the source of this 1101-nucleotide messenger RNA. Lineage: Eukaryota; Fungi; Ascomycota; Dothideomycetes; Pleosporales; Periconiaceae. The record is from the annotation of a GenBank genome assembly.